AUGAUCCCAGCGAUCGUUUUUAUUUCUGGUUUGAUAUCUACAAGUCAAUCGUUGGACAAUGGGUUAGCAUUAACUCCUCCAAUGGGCUGGUUAUCGUGGCUGCGAUUUGGUUGCACCAUCGAUUGUGAGAAACAGCCAACUGAAUGUAUCAGUGAAAGUCUAAUAAAGAGAACUGCUGACGUGAUGGCUAGCGAGGGUUACCUGGAGGCUGGCUACCAAUACGUGACUAUUGAUGACUGUUGGCUGGAGAAGAAGCGUGGACCUGAUGGUCUGAAGUUUGGCAUAUAUGAAGAUUAUGGGAAUUACACUUGUGCUGGAUACCCUGGUGUUUUGGGUCAUGAAGCUGUAGAUGUCGCUACAUUCGCUGAGUGGGAGGUGGAUUAUGUGAAGUUGGAUGGAUGUGGUGCUCCCGAUCCUGAUGAAGGUUAG
Messenger RNA from Spodoptera littoralis (African cotton leafworm), 429 nucleotides. NCBI's taxonomy places the organism in Eukaryota, Metazoa, Arthropoda, Insecta, Lepidoptera, Noctuidae. The record is from the annotation of a GenBank genome assembly.